Molecule: messenger RNA, 720 nt
Organism: Talaromyces proteolyticus
Lineage: Eukaryota; Fungi; Ascomycota; Eurotiomycetes; Eurotiales; Trichocomaceae
Product: putative prefoldin subunit 2
Exons: 4
Coding region: 100-456 (118 amino acids)
Biological process (GO): protein folding
Cellular component (GO): cytoplasm; prefoldin complex
Molecular function (GO): protein folding chaperone
Source: RefSeq, a predicted model, not a curated record
GGCGGUGAGUUAGUUAUAUGGCCGCCCCGCGCUUUCUCUCUCCACACUCAUCAAUUGAUCUCGCGCUGAUCGCCAAACUGCUCAGCUGUAAAUCACGCCAUGGCCUCACCACCACAGGUCAGUGUGAGGAAGCAACAGGAGCUCCAGCUCCAGUAUUCCAACUACAAAAACACGCUGCAGCAGAUGGCGCAGAAAAUCGGCGAUAUCGAGCAGGAGACCGAAGAGCACAAACUCGUCAUCGAGACACUCGAGCCGCUCCCGAAAGACCGCACAUGCUUUCGCAUGAUCAACGGGGUUCUUGUCGAGCGCACGGUCGAUGAGGUUCUUCCCUCGCUCAAGACGAAUGCCGAUGGACUGAAGCAGGUACUCGAUGAACUGCUGAAGCAGUACAAGACGAAGCAGACGGAGAUGGAUAACUGGAAGAAAAAGAAUAAUGUCCAAGUUGUACAACAAUGAACAAAUGCAAUACCACGGCAACUGUUAUUGCGAUUUCGCAGACGAUAUGUUAUGGCCGUUGCAAAGCUCACAGAUGGCCUGAGGAGUACACUUCCGUGCACAGGGGAUUGAGGGUUCUCCUGGCACCGUCUAGCUGCUGGGAUAUUAUUACCUGGUUCCGACAUUUGUCCCGCACAUCAGCUGUGAUGCCCAGAGUCCAAGUCGCUAGAUUAGAGUUGGUUGAGAUGCAACUAUGCCUGACGAUUAGCGAUGUUGGAGAUGCAU